Messenger RNA from Homarus americanus (American lobster), 1538 nucleotides. RefSeq lists its product as uncharacterized. The transcript has 2 exons. The record is from RefSeq and is a predicted model, not a curated record. NCBI's taxonomy places the organism in Eukaryota, Metazoa, Arthropoda, Malacostraca, Decapoda, Nephropidae. Bases 348 to 1391 code for a protein of 347 amino acids.
UACGUCCAACAUUACCACCACCACCUCUAACAUCACCACUACGUCCAACAUUACCACCACCACCUCUAACAUCACCACUACUACCUCCAACAACACAUCCCCGAAGGAACGAUGGUCGUGUGGAUACCCCUUUCAGCCCUCUCAGCCCUCUCACCCCUCUCACUCGACCAUUACACACUGUAGUUGCCAUUGGUGUGGAUAACGUGUCCUAUGCUAUUAAAUCAAACCAGAAUGUUAAAGGAGAGAGGGAGAAGCAAAAUGUUGGAGAAGAGAGGGAGAAGCAGAAUGUUGGAGGAACUGGAGGUACUCUUACACUCGGUAGUUCACUGGAAGCUGGAAUACCAAACAUGGAAGCUGGAAUACCAAUGAUGGAAGCUGGAAUACCAAUGAUGGAAGCUGGAAUACCAAACAUGGAAGCUGGAAUACCAAACAUGGAAGCUGGAAUACCAAACAUGGAAGCUGGAAUACCAAACAUGGAAGCUGGAAUACCAAACAUGGAAGCUGGAAUACCAAACAUGGAAGCUGGAAUACCAAACAUGGAAGCUGGAAUACCAAACAUGGAAGCUGGAAUACCAAACAUGGAAGCUGGAAUACCAAACAUGGAAGCUGGAAUACCAAUGAUGGAAGCUGGAAUACCAAACAUGGAAGCUGGAAUACCAAACAUGGAAGCUGGAAUACCAAUGAUGGAAGCUGGAAUACCAAACAUGGAAGCUGGAAUACCAAACAUGGAAGCUGGAAUACCAAACAUGGAAGCUGGAAUACCAAACAUGGAAGCUGGAAUACCCAAUAUAACUGAGAGCCAACAAUAUCACAACCUUGGGAAGAAGGCAGACGACAACACAACCACAAAUUCUGGUGCAGAUAGAAAUUCAGAGGAGGAGGAGAAGAAGAAGAAGAGAGAGAAGGAAAAAGAAGAUAAUGAUUCCAAACGUCACGUAUCUAUGGACAACACGAAUCAUCAUCAUCAUCAAAUCUUUCUACCUCGUCAAGAAAAUGCUACUGAUAAGGAAGGCGAUACUAACAAGACCUCUGACAGAUCAGCACAGACUGUAGUGGUUGAAGAUACGACAGUAAAUGUGAAUGAAGUAUUAGUAAGGAAGGCAGAGGAUGUGGGUUCCAAACUCCUCCCGAGAAAUUGUGGAGUGUGUUUACCAAUUGAGUGUGAAGAUCGAGAAGAAAAUAAUGGUGGCUUAAGAAAGGUAUCUGUGGAAGAUCAGGGAGGUGUGUUCAGCUAUGGAGGAUCAGCUAAUGGUGGCUUAAGAAAGGUAUCUGUGGAAGAUCAGGGAGGUGUGUUCAGCUAUGGAGGAUCAGCUAAUGGUGGCUUAAGAAAGGUAUCUGUGGAAGAUCAGGAGGUGUGUUCAGCCAUGGAGGAUCAGCUAAUGGUGGCUUAAGAAAGGUAUCUGUGGAAGAUCAGGGAGGUGUGUUCAGCUAUGGAGGAUCAGCUAAUGCAUCGGAAGGGGGAAGUCCACGGGGAGAUUUAAAGUUAAUAUACCAGACUUUUAGAUCAGAGGAGAAUGUGAAGGUGAAUGUUAGGGAGA